Sinocyclocheilus grahami is the source of this 934-nucleotide messenger RNA. Its product is annotated as BTB/POZ domain-containing protein KCTD16-like. NCBI's taxonomy places the organism in Eukaryota, Metazoa, Chordata, Actinopteri, Cypriniformes, Cyprinidae. The transcript is spliced from 2 exons. The record is from RefSeq and is a predicted model, not a curated record. Bases 1 to 477 code for a protein of 158 amino acids.
AUGAACUGGAACUGGUCCAACAACACAGAGUAUGUCUUCUACCGUGGCCCAUCCGGUUGGUCUUCUUCUCACUGCGACUGCUGCUGCAAGAGCCACAAGAGCGAGCGCGAGGGUGAGAGUGGCACUUCCUUCAACGAGCUCUCCACUUCCUGUUCCGAGACCCAAUCGGAAGCCAGCUCUCCGCAGGAAACGGUCAUCGUGCGUCCGGUCACCCGCCAGCCCAACAUCCAGACUCUGGACCGGCCGGUGAAAAAGGGUCCGACCCCAAUUCCCAGGAGGACCGAUCUGCUCCGAAUUCGAACCGCCGGGCCGCGUGACGCCAUGGCAGGGAAGAGGAAGCCGGCCAAGGAGAAGCUGACUCCGGAGCAGGAGCUGGAGAAAUGCAUCCAGGACUUCCGGCGGAUUAAAAUUCCAGAGCGCUUUCCGGAGAAGAAGUACAUGUGGCAGUCGGAGCUCUUGAAAAAAUAUCGGCUCUGAAAUGAUUUCCUGCAGGCUUGCCGAGCCUAUUAGUGCAACACAACAGAGCUCUCAGCGCAUAUUUCUUUUGCUUAGGCUUAAUUGGCUUGUCUGUGUAAUCAUGCGGGCAAGAUGCACAAUUAACAAUUCAGUGAACCUCAAGUGACUCCUAAAGGGACCGGUCCUGUUUGGCACAAUGACAUUAAAGUCUAAACCAAUUUCACGGCGUCUAGACAAACCUCUCAAAUGAAAAACAGAUUGUAUAUAUGCACAAUAAUCACAAGUGUGUAUUACCUGGUGAUGCUCAAAGUAGGUGCAUGGACAGCACAGCACUAUUGUAUGGCGUUCCACCUGUAGAUGCAAUGCACAUAUGAGAACUGCAGGAUUCGUAUGUGAAUGUGGUUUGCAUUAUUCGAUACUGUUGGAGAGUUUUAAAGAAUAGCUCAUUUAGAAAUGAAAAUUUGCUGAAAAUGUAUUC